Molecule: messenger RNA, 1902 nt
Organism: Puma concolor (puma)
Lineage: Eukaryota; Metazoa; Chordata; Mammalia; Carnivora; Felidae
Source: RefSeq, a predicted model, not a curated record
AUGAAGAUCCGACACCAAGGCCAACAGUACAGGCCGAGGAUGGCAUUUCUCCAGAAGAUUGAAGCGCUGGUGAAGGACAUGCAGAACCCAGAGACAGGGGUCAGGGUGCAGAACCAGAAGGUCCUGGUCACCAGUGUCCCUCACGCCAUGACAGGCAGUGAUAUUCUCCAGUGGAUCGCCCAGCGGCUUUGGAUCUCCAAUCUGGAGGCACAGAACUUGGGCAACUUUAUUGUCAAAUAUGGCUACAUUUACCCUCUGCAGGAUCCCAGGAAUCUCGUACUCAAGUCUGACAACAGCCUCUACCGGUUUCAGACGCCGUAUUUCUGGCCCACCCAGCAGUGGCCGGCUGAAGAUACAGACUAUGCCAUCUAUCUAGCCAAGCGAAAUAUAAAGAAGAAAGGGAUUUUAGAAGAAUAUGAAAAGGAAAAUUACAACUUCUUGAACAAAAAAAUUAACUACAAGUGGGACUUUGUCAUUAUGCAGGCCAAAGAACAGUACAAGACUGGGAAGGAAAGGAAUAAAGCAGACAGGUAUGCGUUGGAUUGCCAGGAGAAGGCGUACUGGCUGGUCCACCGAUGCCCUCCGGGAAUGAACAAUGUGCUGGACUAUGGCCUGGACCGAGUGACGAAUCCGAAUGAAGUUCAGGUAAACCAGAAACAAACAAUCACUGCUGUCAGAAAAGAGAUCAUGUAUUACCAACAGGCCUUAAUGAGGUCCACGGUGAAGUCUUCGGUGUCCCUUGGAGGGAUCGUCAAAUACAGCGAGCAAUUUCUGUCCAAUGAUGCCAUCAUGUCAGGCUGCCUCCCUAGCAAUCCUUGGAUAACAGAUGACACCCAGUUCUGGGACUUGAAUGCCAAAUUGGUGGAAAUCCCAACCAAGAUGCGGGUGGAGCGAUGGGCUUUCAACUUCAGUGAACUGAUCCGAGACCCCAAGGGCCGACAGAGCUUCCAGUACUUUCUCAAGAAAGAAUUCAGUGGGGAGAAUCUGGGAUUCUGGGAAGCCUGUGAAGAUCUGAAGUACGGAGAUCAGUCCAAGGUCAAGGAGAAAGCGGAGGAGAUUUACAAGCUAUUCUUGGCCCCCGGGGCGAGGCGAUGGAUAAACAUAGAUGGCAAAACCAUGGACAUCACGGUCAAGGGGCUGAGGCACCCUCACCGCUACGUGCUGGAUGCCGCGCAAACCCACAUCUACAUGCUCAUGAAGAAGGAUUCUUAUGCUCGCUAUUUAAAGUCUCCAAUCUAUAAGGAAAUGCUGGCCAAAGCCAUUGAACCUCAGGAAGCCACCAAGAGAAGGCAACCGGGCCAGCACACCGCUCCCAGCCCCCACCUGGCCGUGUACACAGGGACCUGCGUGCCCCCGUCUCCUUCGGGUCCCUUCUCCCCCUCCUGCCGCUCCCCCAGGAUGCCUUUCCCCUCGCCGGGCCGCUUCAUCCGGAGGCCCAGCAGCACCAUCUGCCCCACGCCUAUGAGAGUGGCCUCGGAGAGCUCCGAGCAGACGGGGGCCGCUGGUGCCUCCGGGGCCUGCCCAGGGCCCUCCGACACCGCCGGGGGUGAGGCCUCGGCCGAACACCCCUGGGUCCGGCCCAAGGCCCGCGUGGCUCUGUCCUUCAGCAGGUUUCUGAGACGGGGCUGUUCGGCUUCCCCGGUCUUUGCCAGGCUCUCGCCCAAGUGCCCGCCCGUGUCCCACGGGAAGGUGCAGCCCCUGGGGGACGUGGGCCAGCAGGUGUCACGGCUGAAAUCCAGGAGAGUAGCAAACUUUUUCCAGAUCAAAAUGGACGUGCCUACGCAGAGUGGGACCUGCCUGAUGGACUCGGAGGACACCGGGACAGGAGACUCGGGUGACCGGGCCGAGGAGAAGGAGGUCAUCUGUCCCUGGGAGAGCGUGGCCGAGGGGAAAGCUAGCUGA